CGCGCUCACGCUCACGCUCUUUGGCAGUGUCGCGCGGACUGUCGGGAUCAUGUCCGCCAUGUUUUCACACCAGCCGAGAAAAAAAAGCCCGUGAAAAAACACCAGAACUCGCUCAGAGAUGCCUUUAACCGCCAGAUUUCGAUCGGAGGGACGUCAGUGAGCGCGGCCGCGGAGAGAACCGUCGGCUCGUGUGUGUAUUUGUACCGAAUGAUCCGUGUUUAGUGUGUUUGUGAUCGCUGAAAACAAUGAGUAAACUCUCGUUCCGCGCGCGAGCGCUAGACGCCGCCAAACCGCUGCCGAUCUACCGCAAUAAAGACCUCCCGGACCUCACCGACUGCGUCUCCAUCAACCGAGCGGUUCCGCAGAUGCCAACCGGAAUGGAAAAGGAAGAGGAGUCGGAGCACCAUCUCCAGAGGGCCAUCUCUGCCCAGCAGGUGUUCAGGGAGAAGAAGGAGAGUAUGGUCAUCCCUGUGCCAGAGGCUGAGAGUAACAUCACGUAUUAUGACCGCCUUUACAAAGGAGAGUUUCGCAUCCCCAAACAGCUCAUCCACAUCCAGCCUCUGGGUCUGGAUAACGAGCUGCCUGACUAUGAUAUGGACUCAGAGGACGAGACUUUACUGAACAGACUCAACCGUAAAAUGGAGCUCAAACCUGUGCAGUUCGAGAUCAUGAUGGAUCGGUUAGAGAAGGCAAGCACCAACCAGUUGGUCACUCUUCAGGAGGCCAAGCUGCUGCUAAAUGAAGAUGACUACCUGUUGAAGUCGGUGUAUGACUACUGGGUGAGAAAGAGGAAGAACUGCCGAGGCCCAUCGCUCAUUCAGAUCAAGCAGGAGAAGAGGGAUGGCUCCAGCAACAAUGAUGCUUACGUGGCCUUCAGGCGUCGCACAGAGAAGAUGCAGACUAGGAAGUAUAAUCGUAAGAAUGACGAGGUGUCUUAUGAGAAGAUGCUAAAGCUGAGGAGAGAGUUCAGCCGAACCAUGAGCAUCCUGGAGAUGAUCAAGAAGAGAGAAAAGAGCAAACGAGAGCUGCUGCAUCUGACACUGGAAGUGUUUGAGAAAAGAUAUCAAAUUGGAGACUUCUCAGGAGAGAUUCUGACUGAGGUCACAGUACCUCUAGCAGAGAAAACCAUUUACCCUGCACCCAUAUCCUUACCCUUCAGUAGUCGGCACAAGGCAGAGAGCAAAAUUAAGUCACACAAUUCUGGGCCCAAACACCUCCACCCCUUCACAGUCAAGCCUGAGCUUCACUUUGACUUUGUGCGUUCCCAUAAAAAGUACAACAAGAGGCCCAGACUUGAUACAUUUCGCCAGCCUGGUCGGCUAGAGCGACAGCAAACCAUCAACAAGGCAGACAUUAAGCAGUAUGACUUCCACAGCUCUGGAGAGGAGGAUUACCCAUUGUCUCCAGCUUCAGAGCCAGAUGAAGAGAAUGAUCCUGAUGGAAUCUUUGCCUUCAGACGGAAAGCUGGCUGCAGUUACAAUGCUCCGCUGGUGGAUCAGAGCUGUUCUCCUCACUGGCAGCAGACGGAUCAGGACCGGCUGUGGCAGCGGAACUGUCUCACCGCUCUCUCUGUGCCCAGACGCUGCAUCGCAGUGGCUCGCGGGAGGGUGGGCAGGGGUGGCAGGGUUGUUUUGGAUCGCACCUCGUCAGAUCUGGACCGUGCCCUCAGGCAUCUGGACCCUGACAUGUUUUAUCCCUCCGCUGACUCUAUUGUGCCUGACCUCCCCGUCCACACAAACACAAACUCUCACAACUCCAGAUCAAGCCCUCAGCGCUCACUGACUCAGCUCCUGAGUGACAUCCAGGCCUGCAGGUGGAAGUUUUUCCGCCCUCGGCCGCUACAGGAGAACUCAAGGGGUGAGGACAAGAAAGGGACUGCGCAGGUGGAAAAAGGUGGAGCGACGCUGCUCUCCAACAGUGUGUCAGGUGGAUUCACAGAAGAACAGUUUCACUCUCAUCAGCAGCAGCUGGUUCAGAUGCACAAACAGUUACAGCAGCAAGAACUCCAGCAGAACUCGACAGCACCAGAACUGCACACACACCUGCCUAACACAGCGUCAUCUGACUGCAUGUCUAAGACUCUAGACUCGGCUAGUGCACACUUUGCUGCCUCUGCUGUGGUCAACACUCCUAACAAUGAAAACAGGCCCCAGAUUGCUAGUGUCAAUGGCGUCCUUCCCAAUUCAGGAAGCUUUAGACAAGCCAAAUCGAACCAUUCUGUACAGAGUGGAGGUGGUGGUGAGUCAGGCUCUUUAGUACGGAUGACGAAUGCAUCUAGCCCACAGCUGCCCGUCCCUCAGUCUCUGCCUCACGGCCACGGGCACCUGAGCACCGUGAGCGCUGUGUCUCCUGCCCACAAGCACCACAGUGCACGCCUGUGCGCCCCUUCACCCUCAGCCUUAAAGUUGGCCAGCGUUGCUAGCAGUCUGGACCGGGUACCCAAAGUCACCCCCACUAGUGCCAUCGACGUUGCCAGGGAGAAUCACGAACCAGAGAGACUGGCUCUCAACGGAUUAUCAGAGACCACAGUCGCCAUGGAGGUCACAUAGCCCAUCCAAAAACACAGAGACUGCAGUGCUGAGAGCUGUGGGCUUCUACACCGACCUAUACCCAAUAACAGCAUAUCAAAAUAUUAAGAAAUUUGUCAAUAUUAUAAGUGUACAUUUUGUAAAAUUGGGAAUUAUCACUACCUUGUAAAAUAGUAUAUUUGUAUCAUUAGUCUGUCAUUUCUGUUACUUGAAUCCUAGAUUGUUUUUUUGUUUUUGUCAUCAUGCUUUUGCACUUGAAAAUGCAAGCAAGACAAGUGCAUCAGUUCAUGUUGGGAUCAUGAGCAUGAAUAUAGGUCCUGCGUCACUUGUUUUAACUAUUUAUUUUGCAAUGUUUACAUUUUUGUAUCUCGUACAAAUAAAUCCAAUUUUGUGACCACAAAAUGCAGACAUAGCUAGUAUACCAUGCUUUGUACUUGUUUCUUUAUAGGAAGAAGAAAGCUGAAUUUGGUUUCACAGAUAUGUACUUUCAAAAGGAGUGAUCUUCCCUCGUGAAAUGUCAACCAUUUUUAAUUGGUUUAUUUUCUUGCCUCCCUCUCCUUGUCUUACCAAGAAUAGUAUGUUAAUUCUGGAGACCAAUGGGCUUCGUCAGAAUGUGCUUAUGAGAAAUAGACCAGAAGAUCUUCAGUUUGGCAUUUACAUCCUGCUCUUCUGACGGAAGCCCUCAUGUCGUUUGUCUAGCCGUUGCUGGUUAACCAGUGUUGAAGGAGCUGUUCAGGGUUCUGACUGGUGUUGUAUUGAAAGUAAACUCUACAGGUCACAAAUGCUGUCAGCCAUCUUGUUUAUGAAUGCUGAAAUUUAUACAUCCUCAGUCCAGUGUCUUCAAAUAAAUUUCCCCUUUUCAAA
Molecule: messenger RNA, 3392 nt
Organism: Cyprinus carpio (common carp)
Lineage: Eukaryota; Metazoa; Chordata; Actinopteri; Cypriniformes; Cyprinidae
Gene: epc2
Product: enhancer of polycomb homolog 2-like
Biological process (GO): regulation of transcription by RNA polymerase II
Cellular component (GO): piccolo histone acetyltransferase complex
Source: RefSeq, a predicted model, not a curated record